AUGAGUGAUAAAAAUUCCGAACAAAAUCAGCAAUCUCGUCCACAUUUGCAACCUCAGCAACAGCAACCUCAGCAACAAUCCAGUCAUAACAACCCUCAAAGGAAGAAAUUUGAGAGUCCUAAGAGAGAGGCUAUUGUCGACCUAAGCAAGUAUAAGGAUACGCAAGUUCGUGUCAAAUUAAUGGGUGGUCGUUUAGUAGUCGGUGUCUUAAAGGGACACGACCAAUUGAUGAAUUUGGUUUUGGAUGAAACUGUCGAGUACAUGAAGAAUGCAAACGACGAGGUCUCCAAGGAUAAGACCAGAGAAUUAGGAUUCACUGUCAUUAGAGGUACUAUAUUGGUCUCUAUAAGUCCUGUAGAGGGCUCAGAGGUUAUAUACGUUCAGACUUCUUAA
Maudiozyma barnettii is the source of this 393-nucleotide messenger RNA. It is a transcript of the gene LSM7, whose product is annotated as Sm-like protein LSM7. Gene Ontology annotation, molecular function: RNA binding. Gene Ontology annotation, biological process: mRNA splicing, via spliceosome; nuclear-transcribed mRNA catabolic process. The transcript is spliced from 2 exons. Gene Ontology annotation, cellular component: spliceosomal tri-snRNP complex; Lsm1-7-Pat1 complex; U6 snRNP. NCBI's taxonomy places the organism in Eukaryota, Fungi, Ascomycota, Saccharomycetes, Saccharomycetales, Saccharomycetaceae. The coding region runs from base 1 to 393 and encodes 130 amino acids. The record is from RefSeq and is a predicted model, not a curated record.